Mus caroli (Ryukyu mouse) is the source of this 2082-nucleotide messenger RNA. It is a transcript of the gene Cpa4, whose product is annotated as carboxypeptidase A4. The record is from RefSeq and is a predicted model, not a curated record. Gene Ontology annotation, molecular function: zinc ion binding; metallocarboxypeptidase activity. Lineage: Eukaryota; Metazoa; Chordata; Mammalia; Rodentia; Muridae. Gene Ontology annotation, biological process: proteolysis.
GUAUGUGACUGGCACCCUUGAGACAUGAAGUGGCUACUGUUCUUUGGGGCCCUGAUUGGGGCAGGCAUCUGCGGCCGAGAUAAAUUCUUUGGGGACCAAGUUUUUAGGAUUAACGUCAGAAAUGGAGACGAGAUCAGAAAACUGACUGAGCUAGUGAAUUCUGACCACUUAAAGCUCAGUAUCUGGAAAUCUUCCUCCACUUUUGAUCGGCCUGUGGAUAUUCUCGUCCCUUCUGUCAGCUUGCUCCCAGUCAAGUCCUUCCUGAAGUCCCAGGGUUUAGACUACUCCGUGACAAUUGAGGACCUCCAGGCCCUUUUAGAUAAUGAAGAUGAAGAAAUGCAACACAAUGAAGGGAUAGAGCGGAGUGGUGACUUCAACUACGGAGCUUACCAUUCCCUGGAGGCUAUUUACCACGAGAUGGACAGUAUUGCCACAGACUUUCCUGACCUGGUGAGCAGAGUGAAGAUUGGAGAGACAUUUGAAAAGCGGCCCAUGUAUGUUCUAAAGUUCAGCACGGGAGGAGGCGAGAAGCGGCCAGCCAUUUGGCUGAAUGCAGGCAUCCAUGCCCGUGAGUGGAUCUCACAGGCUACAGCCAUCUGGACAGCGAGGAAGAUUGUAACUGAUUAUAAAAAGGACCCGGCUGUCACCUCCAUCUUGAAGAAAGUGGAUAUUUUCUUGUUGCCCGUGGCCAAUCCUGAUGGAUAUGUGUACACGCAAAGCCAGAACCGAUUAUGGAGAAAAACACGGUCCCGGAACCCGGGAAGCCGUUGUGUUGGAGCCGAUCCAAACAGAAACUGGAACGCUAGUUUUGCAGGACAGGGGACCAGUGAUAACCCUUGCUCUGAAGUGUACCAUGGCUCCCACCCCAAUUCUGAAGUGGAGGUGAAAUCGGUGGUGGAUUUCAUUCAAAAUCAUGGGAACUUCAAAUGCUUCAUUGACCUGCAUAGCUACUCACAGUUGCUGAUGUAUCCCUAUGGGUACACAGUCAAGAAGGCCCCAGAUGCUGAGGAGCUGGACGAUGUGGCAAGGAAUGCAGCCAAAGCCCUGGCUUCUCUCUCGGGCACUAAGUACCGAGUGGGCCCAACUUGCACCACCGUCUAUCCAGCUAGUGGGAGCAGCGUUGACUGGGCGUACGACAAUGGCAUCAAGUAUGCUUUCACAUUUGAGCUGAGAGAUACUGGGUACUACGGCUUCCUCUUGCCAGCCAGCCAGAUCAUCCCCACCGCGGAGGAGACCUGGCUAGGGCUGAAGACCAUCAUGGAACAUGUUCGGGACCACCUCUACUAGUCAAAGAACUCUCACAUUUUACCUCUAAGCCACCACAGUUUAAGAUCACGUCUUCACGGAUAGGUCGGAGCCUUCUGAGUCGGCAGAGAACUCAGCUGUCUCCUCUUCAGCAUCGCUUCACAGAGAUCACACCUCCUGGUAGUGAGCACGUGAGGGACACUUCCUCCAUGAAGUGGUCGGUCCUGCUGCUCUACUGACCUUUGGUAUAUAUACCUCUCUACUUACGCAGCUGGUUAGGCUGGCCACAUUUGAGGUCAUGACUUCCUGGUGGCCUAUGGCUACCUCACCUUUAGAACUUUGAUGGUCCUCUAGUCUUUACCUGUAGCCUCAGGUAGGGCACCAUGGGAGGUGCUGGGGGAGACAGUGCCUGUCUUUAGAACUCUGUAAUUUCUCCUUCAAACAUGUUCUCUCUUUCUUUCUUUUUUUCUUUCUUUUAGACAGGGUCUUACUAUUUUGCCCAUGCUAGCCUGAAGCUCCUGGGGUCAAACUAUACUCUUCCCCACCUCCCCCUCGCUCCAUCUUCCCAGUAGUAGUACGUAGCUCAGGAACACACUUUUCUUUGAGGGAACAAAUCCUAUUAGACCAUCAUCAUUGCUCUUCCUAGCUGCGUAUUCUUCCUACUCCAUAUCAUCAUCAGCAUCAUCAUCAUCAUCAUCAUCAUGGAGACAGGAUCUCUUUAUGUAGCCAUGACUGUCCUGGAGCUUGCUAUAUAGACCAAGCUGGCCUUGAACUUACAGAGAUCUGCCUGGCUCUGCCUUCAACAUACAUUAAAGGAAUUAAAGAUGCAUUAUCACC